UACACACAUUGGCCUUGUCUAGUCCGAACGUACAAAAAACUACAUAUCCCAUCAGCAGCCACAUUACGCAAGGCCCACCCGACUUCCUGAGAAAAGACUUCAAAAUAAGACACUCCUCGCAUGUUGUCCGCAUUGUCGUCGUGUCACUGAGUGGAAAAUGUAAUCUCAGAUUUUAUUCUGGAGGCGGUGUCAUUCCUCCGCGUCCGUCGGUUCCCGUGCGGAGCUUCCGGUCGCCUUCAACCGGCGGAGAAAGAAGAAGUUCGGCCCGCGAUGAGGCUCCUUCUGGCCGGCGCCGCGCUGCUCUCAGCGGCCGCGUACUACGUCUACCUCCCGCUGCCCGGAGGGGUCUGCGAGCCCGUCAAGCUGAUGCUGCUGGACGCGCUGUUCCGGAGCUUCAUUCAGGCGAGCGACGUGGCUCACGCGCUGGGCGUGUGCCACCGGGUGCACCUGCUGAACCGGGUGGUGUCCUGGGUGGAGGAGGUGGAGGCUCGAUCCUGCUCCGCCGUGCACGUGACCGACUCCCAGCUGGGCGGCGUGCCGGCCCGAGUCUUCCAGCCGAAGGGGGGCAGGCGGCUGAAGAGGGGGGUCGUAUACUUCCACGGGGGAGGGUGGGCGCUGGGCAGCGGACGGAUGCGGUCAUAUGACCGUCUCUGCAGGAAAAUGGCGGAGGACCUGGACUGCGUGGUCGUGUCGGUGGACUACCGCCUGGCCCCGGAGGCGGUGUUUCCGGAUCAGUACCACGACGCGCUGGCGGCGGCGCGGGCCUUCCUGUCAGCUCCGGUCCUGGAGCGCUACGGCGUGGACCCGCAGAGGCUGUGCGUGUCCGGGGACAGCGCCGGGGGGAACCUGGCCGCCGCGGUGGCCCAAGAGCUCGGCUCGGACCGCGGCGCGGCGCCGAGGUUCAAGCUGCAGGCGCUGAUCUACCCGGUGCUGCAGGCGCUGGACUUCCACACCGCGUCCUACCAGCAGAACCAGGCCGUGCCCAUCCUCCACCGGCCCCUCAUGGCCCGCUUCUGGCUGCAGUACCUGGGCGCCGACGCCUCCCUGGAGCCCCUCCUGCUCGCCAACAACCACAGCGCCCUGGACCAGCGCGCCAAGCUGGACUGGACCGCGCUGCUGCCGGCGGAGCGCAGGAAGCACUUCCGGCCCGUGGUGAGGGAAGGAGGCGCGGCGGGCGCGUUGCCGGGGCUGACGGACCCCCGGGCGGCGCCGCUGCUGGCGGAGAGCGCCGUGCUGAGCGCGACGCCCAAAGCCUACGUGAUGACCUGCGAGUUCGACGUGCUGCGGGACGACGGGUUGAUGUACGCCAGGCGGCUGCGGGACGCCGGCGUGGCGGUGACCAGCGACCACUACGAGGACGGGUUCCACGGCUGCAUGGUGUUCGCCUUCCCCCCCGUGGCGUCCGCCGUCGGGCGGAGGAGCAUCAACGGCUACGUCCGCUGGCUGGACCAGAACCUGUAGGCGGAGCAGAUGAUCCAAUUCAAAGCUUUGACGAGUCCUGAGGACUCGUGAUGUCACUUCCUGUUCCCUCCCCUCGCAUGUCAUGUGAUUCAUACACAGGUCAGUGAAGUCAUGUGACCGUGGUGGCCGAGCGUCAGCCCCUCAGGGAAGAUUAUCUCGAUGAAACAAACACCUUUUAUUUACUGCAAUGAUCCCAAAUCCAGAUUAAGAAUCCGUGACUUCCUGUCGGGCUACAACGACACUUCCUGUCCACCGAAGUAUAAAACCAAAACACGAUCGAACAAAAGAAAGUGACGCUGAUCUCAAACAGCGUUUAAUCCUAAUCCACGGGAUUAAAGAACUACACAGAAUGCUGGUUGUUCACACUUUUAAGAUGCACAUUCUGAACUAAAUCAAAUCACACGCCUGCAUUAAAACUGGGGAAAUAAAUCCAGAUUAAAACGUCUGAUCUUUUAAAAUAAAGAAAACAAACUCCAGGUUAUUUUUUUUUAACCAAAAAA
This is a messenger RNA of Gasterosteus aculeatus aculeatus (three-spined stickleback), 1961 nucleotides long. Its product is annotated as neutral cholesterol ester hydrolase 1. The record is from RefSeq and is a predicted model, not a curated record. Lineage: Eukaryota; Metazoa; Chordata; Actinopteri; Perciformes; Gasterosteidae. Gene Ontology annotation, cellular component: membrane. Gene Ontology annotation, molecular function: carboxylic ester hydrolase activity.